Molecule: messenger RNA, 600 nt
Organism: Dracunculus medinensis (Guinea worm)
Lineage: Eukaryota; Metazoa; Nematoda; Chromadorea; Rhabditida; Dracunculidae
Source: the annotation of a GenBank genome assembly
GAUCUAUUCAAACGGCAUCCACUAAACUGUCGCUGGUCACUUUGGUAUCUUAAAGGAGAUCGGAAUAAAGAUUGGGAAGAUUGUCUAAAGAAAGUUGCAACGAUCGAUACGGUAGAAGAUUUUUGGGCAUUGUACAAUGCAACGCAGUCGGCAUCGGGAUUAAACUGGAAUAGCGAUUAUUAUUUAUUUAAAGAAGGAAUUAAGCCAAUGUGGGAAGAUGAAAAUAAUGUUAAGGGUGGCCGUUGGUUAGUUGUUGUUGAUCGACAAAGAAGAGCUGAACUUCUUGAUCAGUAUUGGCUUGAACUUUUGAUGGCUAUGGUUGGCGAACAAUUCGAGGAACAUGGCGAAUUCAUCUGUGGUGCUGUAGUUAAUGUUCGUUCCAAGGGGGAUAAGGUUUCUCUAUGGACUCGGGAUUCGAUGCAGGAUGAAGUAAAUUUGCGUAUUGGCUUAAUUUUGAAAAGCAAACUAAAUAUACCAGAUACCCAAAUAAUGAGAUACGAGGUCCACAAAGAUUCUUCUGUGCGUACGGGAUCGAUGGUGAAACCGCGAAUAACAUUGCCACUGAACGGCAAAUUCGAUAUUUUAAAUUCGAUAUUUUAA